This is a messenger RNA of Lolium rigidum, 591 nucleotides long. RefSeq lists its product as uncharacterized. Bases 1 to 591 code for a protein of 196 amino acids. The transcript has a single exon. Lineage: Eukaryota; Viridiplantae; Streptophyta; Magnoliopsida; Poales; Poaceae. The record is from RefSeq and is a predicted model, not a curated record.
AUGGCCUCCAGCAAGGCCCCCCGCCCCCGCGCCGAGGCCUCUGCUCCGGCGACGUCGGUGGCCGUGGCGGCGGCGAGGGCCCAGGACGCGCACCCGCUGCGCCGCUCCGCCGCAUUCCCGCCGCGCCGCACGCACCACGCCCACAGCCACAGCCACCCGCCCCCGCACGCCCACGCCCACGCGCCGCAGCGCUGCGACAGCGAGCGGAUCGGCGGCAGGGCCAGCAGGCAGACCCGCUGCGGCGAGGUGGCCGGCGGCACGGCCGCCGGAUGCGCCGCCGUGUGCUGCUGCUUCCCGUGCGUCAUGGUCGAGGUCGUCGUGCUCGCCACGGUGCGCGCCCCCGCCGCGCUCUGCCGGCGCGCGGUCAAGGCGAGCCGGCGCCGGCGGUCGGCGUCGGCGGGGCAGGCGUCCGACAUGUACGAGCUCCUCGUGGACGACGGCACCGUGUCCGGACCCCGCGACGCGGCGGUGGUCUGGCCGGCGGUGCAGCCGUCGGACGAGGCCGGGGAGAUGGAGAAGGAGGUGUGGGCGAGCUUCUACGGCGCCGGCUUCUGGAGGAGCCCGUCCCAGCUCGGCGACGAGAUCAGAUGA